Scomber japonicus (chub mackerel) is the source of this 1490-nucleotide messenger RNA. It is a transcript of the gene otud6b, whose product is annotated as OTU deubiquitinase 6B. Gene Ontology annotation, biological process: protein deubiquitination. NCBI's taxonomy places the organism in Eukaryota, Metazoa, Chordata, Actinopteri, Scombriformes, Scombridae. The record is from RefSeq and is a predicted model, not a curated record. Gene Ontology annotation, molecular function: cysteine-type deubiquitinase activity. The transcript is spliced from 8 exons. The coding region runs from base 141 to 1049 and encodes 302 amino acids.
AUAAGCACGUUUUAGUGUUGUGGAGUGUAUAUCUUUUAUCUGUUGAUAGUGAUGUGGCCAUAUUUUAAAAUUUUAACAUUGGUAUGUGUCGUGUAGCUUCUUAAAGAUUAAUUGAACAGACACAGCAGCGGUAUCCAGUCAUGGAGGACGGGACAGUAGACACACCGGAGGAGCUGUUGGCUAAGCAGCAUCGCAAGGAGAAGAAAGACCUGCAAGCUAAAAUCCAGAGCAUGAAAAAUGCUGUCCCAAAAAAUGACAAGAAAAGGAGGAAACAGUUGACAGAAGAGAUUGCCAAACUAGAGACAGACCUCAGCCAAAAACAUGAGGAGGAAUUAAAGCAGCUCAAAGCUACAACUGACACAAAGAUUGACAAGGUGGAAGAAGCGAUAAAUGGAGUGGAGACCAUGAAGGUGGAUGAUGGAAACCAAGAAGAGGUCAAACAACCGCGUAUGACCAAAGCCCAGAAAAGAAGGGACAAGAAGGCAGCCCAGGAGAAGGACAGAGAGAACAGGAUAGCAGAGGCUGAGGUGGAGAACCUGCAGGGUGUGAGGCACCAGGAAGGAUUAAAGUUAGCUCAAAAACUCUCCCAGCAACAGCUUCAGAUAAAGGAAAUUUCCUCUGAUGGCCACUGCAUGUACCGUGCCAUUGAAGACCAGCUUGCACAGAGAUCAAAGCCGGGAUUAAUCAUGAGUAUGAAAGAACUGCGGUGUGGCACUGCUGAGUACAUGAGAAGUCAUGCUGAUGACUUCCUGCCUUUCCUCACCAACUCCAACACUGGUGACAUGUACACAACAGAUGAGUUUGAUAAAUACUGCAGUGAUGUGGAGCUAACAGCAGCUUGGGGUGGGCAACUGGAACUGCAAGCUUUGACCAAGGUCCUUCACUUACCUAUAGAAGUGAUCCAGGCUGAUUCCCCAACUAUUAAAAUUGGGGAAGAAAAUCAUGGUGAAGCCAUCACCCUUGUCUAUAUGCGUCAUGCUUAUGGACUUGGAGAGCACUACAAUUCUGUAGAGCGACUUAAGGACCCGGCCAAUGCGGAGGACAGCUGAGAGACAGCUCAGUCUGGAUGUGAUGUAAACCAAUGCAGAGAGUGUCCAGACCUCUCACACCAGGGCCCUUGAAUACAAAUGUAUUUGGGGUGGUGGCCCCUUUCAUGGAAAAGUUUGUUGAACUAAAUUAACAGAGAAUGUUGCUGUUUUCAGAUUGGGUUAUUAAAACACUGAAUGGUACAUAUCUGUUAAGUAAUCAAAACAUACCAGUAAGGAGCGUGAAAUCUAAUAGAAUUGAUCUGUUCUGUAGUGUAUCAUUGUGGUUAAAAAAAAAAAAAAACCCCAACACAGUUGGGAAAUUGAAUAGUUUAUAAUUUUACAUUGGCUCCUCUUUGAGAAGCACUGGUGUAACAUACAGACAGUACUCAUUUUUAACCAAAUCCACUUUGGCUGGAGAGUAUGAUGGCGUAUUAGGGCCAUAUGUAAAAAAAUAAAAUAAAA